CCUCCCGACACGGAUGGGGGAGGAGGCGGUGGAGCUGGCCCCGGGUCUGACCGGCCGCGCUCCCCCGAGCCUGGCGACAGCACCGGCCCGGCCUCGGCUCCCGCAGCGGCGCCCCCCGGCCCUGGCCCCGGGUCCUGCCCCUGCCCAGGGCCUUGCCCGGCCUCUACCGCCACCUCUGCCUCCUCGCUGUCCUCCGUGUCCUCAUGCUCCUCCUCGGCCUCUUCGUCGACCUCGUCCUCCUCGUCCUCGGCCUCCUCCGCCUCGUCGUCCCCCGGCUCGUUGGGGCCCAGCCCGGCUGACAGUCCGCCGGAGGCAGCAGGCCCAGGCCCGGGGCCGGCCGUGAGCGGCGCCCUGCGCGAGCUGCUGGAGGCCUGCCGCAACGGGGACGUGGCCCGGGUGCGGAGGCUCGUGGACGCGGCCAAUGUGAACGCCAAGGACCUGGCCGGCCGCAAGUCCUCCCCGCUGCACUUCGCCGCUGGGUUUGGGAGGAAGAGAGUGAAAUCUCUCUUGGGCAUGCUCAGUGUGAUGCUGAAGCAGAAUGCAGUGGGAUUAGAGCAAAUGAGGAUAUUUCUGCUGCUUUGUUUAAUACACAGUUAUCAAGUGGGGAAGUGUCUACGGUGCCGGCUGCAGAGGGGCUUUCUGGCCCUUUUGUCUGUGAAGAUGUUAUUAAAAAAAGAGGGGGAGAUUCUUGAGCUGCUUUGGAAGUUAUCUGGCCCUCUGACAGCACAGAUGCAGAUGGUGGGGAUCAACACUGGACAUGUGUUACUGCGUGUCUUGGAGCCUGUGGCCAGAUUCUGUGAUGGAGAAAACUUGGGCAAAAUUGCUGGUUUUCUGACUCUUGCAGGGUGGAGAGGAGGCCUGGGAUUUGCAGGGAUAAGCCUGCAGUAUAUUUUUGUUGAUGUAGCCGGCUUAGCAGUGUUUUACCCUGAAGCUAUGUUCACUACCACUGCCAUUGCUGCUGCUGUAGCUGCUACCCUUGCUGCUGCAGAGACCCAAGAAGUGUUUGGAAAUGGAGCCCUAAAGAAGCAGCUUCACAGAGUUCUGCUGCAGCACGGAGCUGAUCCCAACAUUCGCAACACUGAUGGGAAAUCGGCCCUGGACUUGGCAGACCCUUCAGCAAAAGCUGUCCUCACAGGUGAAUACAAGAAGGACGAACUCCUAGAAGCUGCUAGGAGUGGUAAUGAAGAGAAACUGAUGGCUUUACUGACUCCUCUAAAUGUGAAUUGCCAUGCAAGUGAUGGACGUAAGUCUACUCCUUUACACCUGGCUGCAGGCUACAAUCGCGUGCGGAUAGUACAGCUUCUCCUUCAGCAUGGAGCUGAUGUUCAUGCCAAAGACAAAGGUGGACUCGUGCCUCUGCAUAAUGCAUGUUCAUAUGGACAUUAUGAAGUCACUGAAUUGCUUUUAAAGCAUGGCGCUUGUGUCAAUGCUAUGGAUCUCUGGCAGUUCACCCCACUCCAUGAGGCUGCCUCCAAGAACCGAGUAGAAGUUUGUUCUUUGCUGCUGAGUCAUGGAGCUGAUCCUACCUUGGUCAACUGUCAUGGCAAGAGUGCUGUGGACAUGGCUCCUACUCCUGAGCUGCGGGAGAGGCUGACAUAUGAAUUUAAAGGUCACUCUUUACUACAAGCAGCCAGAGAAGCUGACCUUGCCAAAGUUAAAAAAACACUUGCUUUGGAGAUCAUUAAUUUCAAGCAGCCCCAGACUCAUGAAACAGCUUUGCAUUGUGCUGUGGCCUCCUUACACCCCAAGCGGAAGCAAGUGGCUGAACUCUUACUACGGAAAGGAGCAAACGUGAACGAAAAGAAUAAAGACUUUAUGACACCCUUGCAUGUCGCAGCAGAAAGAGCUCACAAUGAUGUCAUAGAGGUUCUCCAUAAGCACGGAGCCAAGAUGAAUGCACUGGACACACUUGGUCAGACGCCUUUGCACAGGGCGGCCUUGGCAGGCCACUUGCAGACUUGCCGCCUCCUGCUGAGUUAUGGCUCUGAUCCCUCCAUCAUCUCCCUACAAGGUUUUACAGCUGCCCAGAUGGGAAAUGAAGCCGUGCAGCAGAUUCUAAGUGAAAGUACACCUGUGCGCACUUCAGAUGUUGACUACCGGCUCCUAGAAGCAUCCAAAGCAGGAGACUUGGAAACUGUGAAGCAACUCUGUAGCCCUCAGAAUGUGAACUGCCGAGAUUUAGAAGGUCGCCACUCGACUCCUCUUCACUUUGCUGCUGGCUACAACCGAGUAUCUGUGGUGGAAUUCCUCCUCCACCACGGAGCAGAUGUUCAUGCCAAAGACAAGGGUGGCUUGGUGCCCCUCCACAAUGCCUGCUCCUAUGGCCACUAUGAAGUGGCAGAGCUCUUAGUGAGACAUGGAGCGUCUGUCAAUGUUGCUGACCUAUGGAAAUUUACACCUCUGCAUGAAGCAGCUGCUAAAGGAAAAUAUGAGAUCUGUAAGCUUCUCUUAAAGCAUGGAGCAGACCCAACUAAGAAGAACCGAGAUGGCAACACACCUUUAGACUUGGUGAAGGAAGGAGACACUGACAUCCAGGACUUACUCCGAGGAGAUGCUGCCCUGCUGGAUGCUGCCAAAAAAGGCUGCCUGGCCCGGGUGCAGAAGCUGUGCACUCCCGACAACAUCAACUGCAGAGACACCCAGGGUAGAAACUCAACCCCGCUGCACCUGGCAGCAGGUUACAAUAACCUGGAAGUAGCAGAAUACCUUUUAGAACACGGAGCUGAUGUUAAUGCUCAAGACAAAGGAGGCCUUAUUCCUUUACAUAACGCUGCAUCCUAUGGGCAUGUGGACAUAGCAGCAUUGCUGAUCAAAUAUAAUACAUGUGUGAACGCUACAGAUAAAUGGGCCUUCACUCCAUUGCAUGAAGCAGCCCAGAAAGGAAGAACACAACUGUGUGCCCUGCUUUUAGCCCACGGUGCAGAUCCAACCAUGAAGAACCAAGAAGGGCAGACACCUUUAGACCUUGCAACAGCUGAUGACAUCCGAGCUCUGCUGAUCGAUGCCAUGCCCCCAGAGGCUUUGCCGACGUGUUUCAAGCCUCAAGCUACUGUCGUGAGUGCCUCACUCAUCUCUCCAGCCUCCACCCCAUCCUGUCUUUCUGCCGCGAGCAGCCUAGACAACCUUGCCGGCCCUUUGGCAGAGUUAGCAGUAGGAGGGACUUCCAAUGCUGGGGAUGGAGCAGCAGGGGCACAAAGGAAAGAAGGGGAAGUGACAGGUCUUGACAUGAAUAUCAGCCAGUUCCUCAAAAGCCUGGGCCUUGAACACCUCCGGGACAUAUUUGAAACGGAACAGAUUACCUUAGAUGUACUGGCAGAUAUGGGUCACGAAGAGUUGAAAGAAAUAGGCAUCAAUGCAUAUGGGCAUCGGCACAAGUUAAUCAAGGGGGUGGAAAGACUUUUAGGAGGACAGCAAGGCACCAAUCCUUACUUGACUUUUCACUGUGUUAAUCAGGGAACGAUCCUGUUAGACCUUGCUCCGGACGACAAGGAGUAUCAGUCAGUAGAAGAAGAGAUGCAGAGUACAAUCAGAGAACACAGGGAUGGUGGUAAUGCUGGAGGUAUCUUCAACCGAUAUAAUGUCAUCAGGAUUCAGAAGGUCGUGAACAAGAAAUUGCGGGAACGAUUCUGUCACAGACAGAAGGAGGUAUCAGAAGAGAACCACAACCAUCACAAUGAACGAAUGCUAUUCCAUGGCUCUCCUUUCAUUAAUGCCAUUAUUCACAAAGGAUUUGAUGAGAGACAUGCAUAUAUAGGGGGCAUGUUUGGGGCCGGGAUUUAUUUUGCAGAGAAUUCUUCUAAAAGUAACCAAUAUGUUUAUGGAAUUGGAGGCGGUACCGGCUGCCCUACACACAAAGAUAGGUCCUGUUACAUCUGUCACAGGCAAAUGCUUUUUUGUCGAGUGACCCUUGGAAAGUCCUUUCUCCAGUUCAGCACCAUGAAAAUGGCCCAUGCCCCACCUGGCCAUCACUCUGUUAUUGGCAGACCUAGCGUGAAUGGCCUUGCAUAUGCUGAGUAUGUGAUCUACAGAGGGGAACAGGCAUACCCGGAAUAUCUCAUCACAUACCAGAUCAUGAAGCCUGAUGCCCCUGCCCAGACAGCAACAACAGCAGAACAGAAGACCUAGGACAACCUGGACUGAAGCCAGAUGGGACUUAAACCUAAGACUGGAUCACAUGUGAUUGUUUCCCAAAUCCAAGACACCCUAUAAAAAUCCUGACAGCCUA
This is a messenger RNA of Gracilinanus agilis (Agile Gracile Mouse Opossum), 4225 nucleotides long. Its product is annotated as poly [ADP-ribose] polymerase tankyrase-1-like. NCBI's taxonomy places the organism in Eukaryota, Metazoa, Chordata, Mammalia, Didelphimorphia, Didelphidae. Gene Ontology annotation, cellular component: nucleus; cytoplasm. The annotation marks the transcript as partial. The record is from RefSeq and is a predicted model, not a curated record. Gene Ontology annotation, molecular function: NAD+ poly-ADP-ribosyltransferase activity; protein binding. The transcript has 32 exons.